AUGUCAUUUUCUUUUUGCAAGGAGUACGGCAAGGACAAGGUGAUCUUUGUCACCAAGGAAGACCAUGCCACGCCCAGCACCAUCGAGCUGCCGCCACCGGAACAACCGGAGGGCGUGAUUACCAAGGAUGGGAAGAUCAACUGGAGUUGUCCUUGUCUUGGUGGAAUGGCCACUGGUCCAUGUGGCGUCGAAUUCCGUGAGGCUUUCUCCUGCUUCCAGGAUAGCACGGGCGAACCCAAGGGUUCCGAUUGCUACGAGGCCUUCACCAAGAUGCGCGACUGCUUCCAGAAGUAUCCCACCGUGUAUAACAAAUCCGGCGGAGAUGACGACGACGAUGAUGGAUUGGGUGAUGCCUUGGACACGGAUGCGGGUUCAGUUGGUGGUCCGAAAGCAGAUCCGCUGGCGGAUGUCGGCAAUCCAGGAGGCGGAGAUGAGGCGGUGACCCCCAAAAGCAACUCGGUGGUGCCCAAGGCCUAAAUGGGAAUAGUUCGUACAAAAUAAAGAAAACUUGUCAUAGUUUGAGGCCUAUCGGCUUCCAAUAAUAUUUACCAUCUAUCGUGACUUGAAAACACUUACCUGCUAUUACUAAUAAGAUUAAACUUAUAAAAAAGGAGUAAAUCAUACUAAAGUAAACAUAAAA
Messenger RNA from Drosophila rhopaloa, 640 nucleotides. Its product is annotated as mitochondrial intermembrane space import and assembly protein 40-B. The transcript has a single exon. Gene Ontology annotation, molecular function: protein-disulfide reductase activity. NCBI's taxonomy places the organism in Eukaryota, Metazoa, Arthropoda, Insecta, Diptera, Drosophilidae. Gene Ontology annotation, cellular component: mitochondrial intermembrane space. Bases 1 to 477 code for a protein of 158 amino acids. The record is from RefSeq and is a predicted model, not a curated record. Gene Ontology annotation, biological process: protein import into mitochondrial intermembrane space.